Messenger RNA from Gilbertella persicaria, 387 nucleotides. RefSeq names its product peptide methionine sulfoxide reductase B2, chloroplastic. Bases 1 to 387 code for a protein of 128 amino acids. NCBI's taxonomy places the organism in Eukaryota, Fungi, Mucoromycota, Mucoromycetes, Mucorales, Choanephoraceae. Gene Ontology annotation, biological process: response to oxidative stress; protein repair. The record is from RefSeq and is a predicted model, not a curated record. The transcript is spliced from 5 exons. Gene Ontology annotation, molecular function: peptide-methionine (R)-S-oxide reductase activity.
AUGUCCACAAAGACUGAACAAGAAUGGCGAGCUGUCUUAUCGCCCGAACAGUUUCGCGUACUUCGUCAAAAAGGUACAGAAGCUGCCGGAACUGGGGAAUACAACAAGUUUUAUAAGAAAGGUGUCUAUCAUUGCGCCGGUUGUGACUCCCCACUUUAUGUUUCGACCACAAAGUUUGACAGCGGAUGCGGAUGGCCUGCAUUCUUUGAAGGCAUUCCAGGUGCUAUUACAAGACAUGAAGAUGUAUCUCAUGGUAUGGUACGCACUGAAAUCUGUUGUGCUAAAUGUGGUGGUCAUUUAGGACAUGUAUUCAAAGGUGAAGGCUUCAAAACACCCACUGAUGAAAGACAUUGCGUCAAUAGUAUUAGCUUAAAGUUUAAUGAAUAA